Molecule: messenger RNA, 1645 nt
Organism: Drosophila ananassae
Lineage: Eukaryota; Metazoa; Arthropoda; Insecta; Diptera; Drosophilidae
Gene: Idgf3
Product: chitinase-like protein Idgf3
Exons: 3
Coding region: 146-1471 (441 amino acids)
Biological process (GO): chitin catabolic process; carbohydrate metabolic process
Cellular component (GO): extracellular region
Molecular function (GO): chitin binding
Source: RefSeq, a predicted model, not a curated record
CAGUUUCAGUUUAGUUUCGCUCCUCGCCGGCGGCGGUCCACUUGUAAAUACUACCUGUGAAGGUUGCUAUUGUUUUGUUUAUUUCUCAGAGUAUCUGCUGGAGCUCUCUCUGAAUAUAACUCUCUAAAAAAAUAUAUACAAAAAAAUGACCAGUUCUCUGUGGCUCAGCUUGAGCCUGAGCUUAGUGCUCUUAAAUCAAUUCCCAGUGAACGCGGCUCCCAAUCUCGUUUGUUUCUAUGACUCUCGGGGCUACGAGCGUCAGGGCCUGGCCCAAUUCACCAUGACGGACAUGCAGUUGGCCCUGCAGUUCUGCACCCAUUUGAUCUACGGGUAUGCCGGAGUAAAUGCCGAUAACUUUGAAUUGCAGAGCAUCAACAAACGUCUCGAUUUCGAGCAACGUCACCUGGCUCAAGUGGCCCAAUUAAAGGAGUCCUACCCACACAUCAAGUUCCUGUUGAGUGUGGGUGGCGAUGCCGACACCAACGAGGGAAAUCAAUACAUUCAUCUCCUCGAAUCGGGCCAACAAGGUCACAAGCGAUUCAUCGAAUCGGCCCGCGACAUUGUGAGGCGUUUUAAUUUCGAUGGCUUGGAUUUGGCCUUCCAGCUUCCCAGGAAUAAGCCGCGUAAGGUUCACGGCGAUGUCGGAUCGGCCUGGAAGAGCUUCAAGAAGUUCUUCACCGGGGACUUUAUUGUGGACCAAGAUUCGGAAACCCAUAAGGCACAAAUGACGGGCCUGAUCAGGGACUUGAGUGCUGCCUUCCAGCAAAACAACCUGCUUGUCAGUCUCACGGUUCUUCCCAAUGUUAACUCAAGCUGGUAUUACGAUGCCCCUUCAAUCGCUAACAGCUUGGACUUUAUUAACCUGGGAACUUUCGAUUUUCUGACUCCCGAACGAAACCCCGAGGAAGCUGACUUCUCCGCACCACUGUACGAGGCUUUUGGCCAGAACCGAUUGGGCCACUACAACGUCAACUUUCAGAUGGAACACUGGCUGCUCCAACGCGUCCCGGCCAAUAAGCUGAAUAUUGGUAUUGCCACCUAUGGCAGGGCCUGGAAAAUGACCAAGGAUUCCGGGGACUCGGGUGAUCCGGUGGUCCACUCCACCGAAGGACCCGCCACUGCAGGAGCCCAGAGCAAAAAGGCUGGCCUGCUCAACUGGGCUGAGAUAUGCCAACUGAUGCCGAACCCGAGCAACAGGAAUGCCCAAGGACCAAACGCCCCAGUCAAGAGGGUUCUGGAUCCCACAAAGCGCUAUGGAAGCUAUGCCUUCCGCCCGGCCGACGACAAUGGCGACCAUGGCUUGUGGAUUAGCUACGAUGACCCGGACUCGGCUUCCAGCAAGGCUCAGUAUGCCAGAGUCAAGAAUCUGGGCGGAGUGGCCCUCUUCGACAUUACCCAAGACGAUUUCCGCGGCCAGUGCACCAACGAUCGCUUCCCCAUGCUCCGUGCCAUCAAAUACCGACUUCUCUAAGGAUUAUAAAGAUAUAUUACCAACUAAAUGUCACAAGCAAGCAAGGAAAUGUUGAAAAAAAAAUAUAUUUAUAAGGAUCAGUGGAGGGGGACAAAUGUCACCCAAUCGGCGGCCUAAGGUCUCCUUCUGUGUCUGUCCCUUUUUGCAAAUUAAUUACAAAGUUGUAAACUAAAA